AUGUUUGAUUGCAAGCCCCAUUACAUCAACAUCCUCCCCCACUUCAACGGGAGGUCCAAUGAUGAACCGUAUACUCAUUUGGCGGAGUUUUCGGCCAUAUGUAGUACUAUUGGAGGGCAUGAUUUCUCCUUGGAGGAGGUCAAACUUCGAUUGUUUCAAUUUUCUUUGAAGGAUAAGGCAAAGCAAUGGUUUCUCACACUUCUGGCGGGUAGUAUUCGCACAUGGUCUGAAAUGCAACAAGUUUUUCUUGACGAAUACUACUCAAUAGCGAAGACCGACGAUGCUAGAGAUGAAAUUCGGUCUUUUCGCCAACUUUCGAGUGAACCGCUACAUGAAAAGGAAUUGAUUCGGAAAUGCCCUCAUCAUCAAAUUGAAAAAUGGGAGUUGGUCAAAUGCUUCGUAAGGGGUUUGGAUGAUGAGACACGGAACCACCUUGAGUCGACUAGUAAUGGAACCUUGUUAAGCAAUCACGAGGACGACGAUUGGGAGUUCCUUGAAAGGAUGAGUAAAAGGUCAAAAGCGAAAGAGUCGGCUGAUCGAGCCAAAAAGCACCCCACCUCAAGGUCUUGGCCCGACCGUGAUGCGAGUUCUAAGGAUCGAAUUGAAACAUUAGAGCGGGAGUUGCCUCACAUGAAGAAAAGGGAAGUGAAUGCGGAGCAAUACGCCGUAUGUGAAGAAUGCGGAGACAUCGGUCACCGGACCGAGAAUUGUCAAGCCACCGUGGAGGUGAAUCAAGUGUAUGGGGACCGAAGGCAAUAUGAUAUGAACUCCAACACUUACCACCCCGGGUUGAGGAACCAUCCUAACUUUAGGUAUGGUAAUGCCUCCAACCAAAUGAACCCGAAUUUCCCAUCGGGAAAUCAAGGUGGGUAUUCGCACCAAACUCGCCAAAGAGGUUACAAUCAAGAUGCUCACGGGUCGACGAAUAAUCAAGGAUGUAGUGGUGAUUUGAGUGCCAAAAUGGAUGCAAUGCUUUCAAUGAUGCAAGAGUCCAAGAAAGAGAAUGAGAUUCAGGACAAAUCACAUGAAGCAUUGGCAAAGCAAGUGGGCCAACUUGCAGAGGAAAUGGCACAAAUGAGGGGGAGCAUGGGAAAGCUCCUAAGUGACACCACGGUGAACCCUAAGCAUCAAAGUUCAAGCACGGGCAAUGUGAGGAAUGCGCACAUUAACGUGGUAAGUCCUUUUACAAAUGAUGAGGUUUGUAGUAGUGUUGAAAGCAUUCCACCACCACAAUGCAUUGAUGGUGCAGUGGGAAAUGCAAGAGAUGAGUCGGAAAUUGAGGAAUGGUACCCACCGAAGGACGAGAGGUGGGAAGAUUUUAAACAAGCAAAAAUUAAUUUACCAUUACUCGAUGACAUUAAAAAGCACAACAAAUUACCUGAACCGGUUGAUUUGAUAUCUCAUGUUAGUACCGUUUUAUGGGGUGCCCUUCCCCAAAAAGCUCAAGAUCCAGGAGAUCCUCUUAUUCCAAUUCAAAUUGGAACAUUUAAAAUUGAGAGGGCGCUCCUCGAUCUUGGAGCUUGUGUGAGCAUUUUACUCGGGAGUUUGUAUGACCAAUACAAUUUUGGUCCAUUAAAAAAAUUUGAUACUCCCGUGGUAUUGGCCGAUCAGACUCCUACGCAUCCAAGGGGGAUGGUGGAGGAUGUGAUUGUUAAAGUGGAUGAUUGCUACUACCCAGUUGACUUUUUGGUAGUAGACUAUGUUGGAUGUGUUGAGGACACCCAACCGAUAGUCAUACUUGGUAGACCAUUCCUGGCAACUGCUAAUGUCAUUAUAAAUUGUGCAACGGGAACGGUAAGCAUGAAGUUUGGGGACCGAGAAUUAAAUUUAAAUGUUUUUCCAAAUUUUACUAACCCACUCGGUGAGGAUAAGUGUCCUAAAAAGGACAUGAAUCCAAACAAAAAGGUAUGUGCUAUGGUUGGUAGGUUUGGAGAAACAAAGAAGAAGACGGUCAAGAGAAAGAAGGCGAAGAAGUCACCUCUAGAAAAGAAGAAGGAAGAGGAGGUGAGGAAGUUUGGACCGUUUGGAAACAAAUGGUAUGGUAUGAAUCGCCGGUGGUUGAUUUCGAGGAGUUCGUUGGCGGCAAGCACGCCAUUCGAGCACCAUGAGGUGGUUUGUCGGAGUUUAAGGAGCUUUUUGGGAGCUUUACGAGUCACCGGGACGAAAACCGGACAACCAGGACGCGUUACGGAUCAACCGGGAGUGCAAAAUGAAGAAAUUGGAGAAUUCGAGCUGGAGAGGCCGUCACCGACGGGCUCUAGGCCGUCCAGGACGGGCUCUAGAAACACCCGUCGGCCAAUCUUGCCCGUAACCAGUCAAAAAAGCCGUCGCCAGUUUUUCAGCUUUUGA
This is a messenger RNA of Helianthus annuus (common sunflower), 2349 nucleotides long. RefSeq lists its product as uncharacterized. The transcript has 4 exons. The record is from RefSeq and is a predicted model, not a curated record. The coding region runs from base 1 to 2349 and encodes 782 amino acids. Lineage: Eukaryota; Viridiplantae; Streptophyta; Magnoliopsida; Asterales; Asteraceae.